Molecule: messenger RNA, 799 nt
Organism: Neurospora hispaniola
Lineage: Eukaryota; Fungi; Ascomycota; Sordariomycetes; Sordariales; Sordariaceae
Exons: 1
Coding region: 130-705 (191 amino acids)
Source: RefSeq, a predicted model, not a curated record
UGGGCAUGAUGCCGCCCACUGAUCAAUUAUCAUCGACCUGAGAGCUGAACAAUCACUCAAGCUGUUCUUGUCUGCCAUUGUGCCCGGUCUGUGGUAGGGAAAAGAAGUCAGAGUCAAGCUUGACCCCGAAUGGAAUCAACAUCCUUGAGAACACACAAAAACCGAAGUGCGCGCAGGUCACUGCAUGUCGAAAGAAGCAACGAAAAGAAAAGAAAAGAAGAAGGAGCGAAGUUCCAGUGUCACAACCUAAGUGCGGGGUACCAAAAGAAGUGGAAAAAGGAAAGGGGUAAGAGCUCCAUAAACAGUUGGAGCAUUCCCCACCCUAUCUAUACAAACCACCUUCUGCAAUGUGUCUGUUAUCAAAUGGCCCGCUGGCCAAAUGGUAAGGCGUCAGAUUUCGGUUUUCUAUCAAAAAACAAGAAACUCUCUCUGAAGAUUGGGCGUUCGAGCCGCCCGUGGGUCGAUUCAUCUUUUUGUGUCUUUUGGUUUUUUGUUUUUGGUAUGUUGGUUGGUGCUCGAGGUGGUGAUGUCUGUUUUAGGGAUUGUGUUUUGGAGAGGUUAGUCAUUCUGCUGUACUGCGCUGUGUUGAACUGUACCCAUAAGCUUACACACAUGUGGCCCCUUGUUUGCUCAGGACUCGCGUCACUUUCGCUUUUCUACCCAUUCUUCUUUCUUUUGCAGUUUUCCCCUUUGUUUUAUCUUUGACGGCUCAGUUCACGGGAUAGUGCCUGGAUGUCACUCUUUUCUUGUUUCCCCCCUUGGGUAGCCCUUGUUGUGGAAGCGUGGGUAAGGGGAAAUG